Psammomys obesus (fat sand rat) is the source of this 3858-nucleotide messenger RNA. RefSeq names its product zinc finger protein 773-like. The transcript is spliced from 8 exons. Gene Ontology annotation, cellular component: nucleus. Bases 184 to 1959 code for a protein of 591 amino acids. Gene Ontology annotation, molecular function: histone H3K4 methyltransferase activity; histone H3K36 methyltransferase activity; recombination hotspot binding. NCBI's taxonomy places the organism in Eukaryota, Metazoa, Chordata, Mammalia, Rodentia, Muridae. Gene Ontology annotation, biological process: regulation of DNA-templated transcription; positive regulation of reciprocal meiotic recombination. The record is from RefSeq and is a predicted model, not a curated record.
GCUUUGGUUGAAGGAGCUUCUUUGUAACUUCCUGGACCCGUCAGUAUGGUUCACAGAAAACUCGUUUCAUCUGCGUUGUCCAUGGAAGGAAAACGGGAGAGUUAGAAGCGUUUGUCCUCCAUCAGGGAAACGGAUCUGACGUUUGCGACGACCUGAGGGGUCUGAUCCAGGCUUCGAGCAGGGAUGGCUACGUCCCAGGGCCCCACCAUGCUGUGGAGCCCCAUGGUGAUUGUGGAGGCUGCGGGUGGAGCCCUGCCCCAGGUUUCCCAGUAUUCAAUGAAACCUGCCAACCAGGAAGAGGGCUGUGUGUCCUUUGAGGAUGUGGCUGUGUACUUCUCCUGGGAGGAAUGGACACUACUUGAUGACUCUCAAAGGCUCCUGUACCAGACUGUGAUGACGGAGGCCUUCACACUCGUGUCCUCACUCAGACUUCAACUCUCUGGUAUCCGUGACGUAACUGAGGUGGAGUCUUGUGGAGAUCUCUCUGUGCCUGCACUGAGAUUCCUGACUCCGUGUUUAUGGACAGGUUGUUGGAUCAAAGUGGAGGGUGAGCCGUCCCCUUUGGAGCACAGUCGGUCUGCAGAAGGAGAUCUUACUUCAUCCAGGCUCCAACAGCAGAUGCUGAGCUGUGCUGAGACCCCCUUACUAAGCACAGACAAUGUGACGAUCCUCCAGACCCCCUCAGGUCUUCUCAGGCAUCAGGGCUGUCUGGCAUUUAAGGACGUGGCUGUCUGCUUCUCAGAGGAAGAAUGGACACUUCUUGAUGACUCACAGAGGCUCCUGUAUCACAGUGUGAUGAUGGAGAUCUUCGUCCUCAUGGCCUCAGUGGGACUUGUACCUUCUGAGAUCUAUGACACCACUCAGCUAAAGUCCUCAGAAGAUCCCUUCAGCCCUGUGCUGAGAUUCCUGACUUUGGGAUGUUGGAACAGAGAGGAGGCUGAGAUGUCACCCACUGAACAGACUACUUCUGCAGAAGAAGGAAAUGAACAGCAUAAGCUGAGAGGUGCUGAGAAAUCUCCACAAAGAGAACAGGUCAGGAUCCCAGCUAUGAGGAUUGGCAGGAGUGACCCAUCAGAGAAGAUGUCACAAAGCACAGACAAUGUGAUGGACUUCCAGGACUCCUCAAGUCUUCUUGGGUCUCAGGUGAUUCACAGCACUGGACAGCCACACAGAAGCUCUGAAAAGACAGAGUCCAUUCACUCCAAGAACAGAAACCACAAAUGCAGUGACUGUGGCAAAACCUUUAGUCAUCAGUUCCGGCUUAUUCGACACCAGAAAAUACACACUGGAGAAAGGCCGUUUAAGUGCAAUGAAUGUGGGAGAUCCUUCCGCCAGAAUGCUCAUCUCGUUGUACACUCGAGAAUUCACACUGGAGAAAAGCGUUUUAAAUGCAGUGAAUGUGGAAAAGCUUUCAAUUAUAAGAGCUCUCUCAUUCAUCAUGAGAAUGCUCACAAGGGUGAGAUGCCAUAUAAGUGUAGCGAGUGUGGGAAAUUGUAUAGAAACAAAUCCAGCUUAAUUUGUCAUUAUAGAGUUCACACUGGAGAAAAGCCCUUUGAGUGCAGUGAAUGUGGGGAAUCUUAUAGGAACAAAGUCAGCCUUGCAAGUCAUUAUCGAUUUCAUACUGGUGAAAAGCCCUAUAAGUGUGUUAAAUGUGGAAAAUCAUUUAAGGAAAAAUCCAGUCUUUUUUAUCAUGAUCGAGUACACAAUGGGGAAAGGCCUUUCCAGUGCAGUGAAUGUGGAAAGUGCUUUAUCCAAAAUUCUCACCUCGUGAAACACCAAAAAGUUCACAGCAAGCCUUUUGAGUGCAAUGAGUGUGGGAGCGUUUUUACUUCGGAUUACAGCCUUGCUAGACAUGAGAGAGUUCACGUCACAGAAAAGCAAUAUGAGUGUGAGGAAUGUGACAAAGUGUACUGCUACAGCUCUGGCCUCUAUAAACAUCGCAAAGUUCACAACAGAUAAAUGUCUAAUGAGCAAUGAAUGGAUGAAGUCCCUUUAAACACUGAAAAUUCAUUGGAAAAAAACUUGAAUGCUUCAAAUGUGGAGGGCAUUCUCCCACACCCACACCCAGUAAAGUCUUCAUCAGAGAAGCUUCUCGUUGGUAAUUAACUCAGAGACCCACAACUGGACAAUGAGCAGAGGGUGAGAGACCAGAAGUGGUGAAUGACUUCUAAGAAAGAGUGAUGUCUGUCUAUACACAACAGGACUGAUACAAAUAUGAGCUCACAGAGAGGCAGCAUGCAUAAGACGGGUUCAAAUCAGAUGAAAUCUUAGUGCUGAGAAGAGGAAAUUGCACACAAACUCCCACUUACCAAGAAGACAUUGAUAUUUGCUGGAAAAGGGAAAAUCAAGUUUUCCCCAAUGGACUGUCACUAAAUCUAUCAACAGGCCAUAUGGAGUGUUGGCCACCUGAAAAUGGACUCCUUGGGUGUUUGUUUGAUUUUGUUUUGGGGUAUGUGUAUGUGUACAUGUGGAUUUUUUUUUAUCUUAUUAAGUUUUUUUGUUUGUUUAGCUUUUAAUUAAUUUAUUUUUUUUCAGAGAAAGAACAUGAAGUUGGGUGAAUAGGAAGGUGAGAAGAAUCUGGGAGGAGUUGAGGGACUGUUUGUAUAAUGUUCUUUUGGAAUGUAUGCAUCUUACCCUUCUUCAUUCAAACGCUGAUUUCGCUCCCCUACUAUCUGGUUUCAAUCCAGACAUUGCAUUGUGAUACUUAUUCUAAGCAUCACCUGUCUCAAGUUUGUGUAAACAUGCCACCAUUUGUUCUCUAAAUUCUCAGUUAAAACAACCAGCCACAGUGUUGAGCAAUGGAGAGGAUAGGGUGGGACAUUCUGGUUCAGAUGGGAGGAGAGGAAGGAAUAGGAGGGGGAGGGGAGGAGACAAAGGAGAGGAAGGAGUGGGUAGCAGAGGAGGAGGAGAAGCAGCAGGAGAGAAGCUGGGAGAGCAGAGGCUGGAGGAGAGGUCUUGGAACGACAUGGAGAAAUGAACCAGACCUAAGAUAACACUAUAAGCAGGUAUAAGGGAUGAAUCUGAAUGGUAGGAACUAUGUGGGCUUGGAGGUUUAGGAUGGAGUAACUGUUGCCCAGCACUGUGUUCUAGGUUAACUAAAUAAACCCUAGUCUCUGUGUGGUGAUUUGGUUAUACAGCUGUCUAGGAUUAAAAGCAGCUUUACUAAAAGAUAUAUCAAUAGUAAAUAUUUAUGCCAUAAUACAACAGGGGAUGGAAAAGAAUAUGAUCAAAGUACAGUGUAUGAAAAAAUUAAAUAAAAAAGAUGCAUGUAUGACAUUUCCAAAGAAUUACUUUAAAAGAUGUAUUAUGGGCUACAUCUGAGGAGGCGUUUUAAGUCCUCCAUGCAUGGUCCUCGGUUGGGAUAUCAGUCUCUGCAUGGCUCUCAGUGCACACUUAUUUUUGGCUCUGUUGGUCUCCUUGUGGAGCUCCUGUCCCCUCCAGGUCUUUCUAUCUCUCCCUUCUUUCAUAAAAUUCCAUGCGUUCUGCCCAAAGUUUGGCUAUGAGUCGCAGCCUCUGCUUCGAUACCUCGAUCAGUGGAGUCUUUCAGAGGCCUUCUCUAGCCCAUAGACUCAUUCUCCAAGUGGGUUCCCUAGUAAGGGGAGCAGAGGUUGUCUCUGGCAUGAACUCAGUGGCUGGCUCUCUGAUCACCUCUCCCUGGGGGUACAGCUUGCCAGGCCACAGAAGACAAUGAAGCCAGUCCUGAUGAGCCCUGAUAGGCUCAUAGAAGGGGAGGAGGUCCUCCCCUAUUAGUGCACUAGGGGAGUGGCAUAGGGGAGAAGAAGGAGGAAGGGUGGGAUUGGGAGAUGGAGGAUGGGGCCAUAGCUGGGAUACAAAGUGAAUAAAUUGUAAUAAAUAAUA